AUGGAAACUCAUGGCGAAACCAAUCUCCAUCGUGAGCCAGAGGACGCCGACUCAACUCCCACCACUCACAUCAAGCUCAUAAGAGAGGGGACUGACACUAUCGCUGAAGCUGUAGCCGUCGCUGCAGAUGCUGCUAUCGAAGAUGACACGCUCUCGGAAGAAUUGGCACUCGAUGGAGCACAACCAACUGUUACGGAUGAAGCCAGCGUACUCAAAGGCUUGACGGAGAAUGUACGGGACCAAGAUGAUUUGGAGCGGGAUAUUACAAACCAAGCGAAUUUGGUGAUGAUUGAGCAAGAGGAUGAGAGAGAUCAGAAGCGCAUCGAAAAGGUCAAUUCCAAUAUCGAAAAACUAGAAGCUCAGAAAAGUACGCAGAAGCGACGAUUAACGACGCCCUCGAAUAACCCUCUUAUGCGAAAACGAUGUCAGGAGGAAAUAUCACGACUAGAUACUGAAAUCAAGAGUUUGAAGAAAGAUAUACAUGAUAUACAGGCGCGCGUGGAAGAGAGACAUCAGUAUGAUGGAACAGAUGGAGCACAGGCCGAUGCCAUUAGUGGUAAUAAUCGAAUGCCGAAUGAAAGCCAGCGAGACUUUCUCAUUCGUACUGGAAAGAUUACACCAUUCUCGCGAAUGCCAGCAAGAGGCUCGGAAGGACUAAAUGGAGAUCUUAUGGAAGUUUUACUGGACGCAGAGGAAGAAGUGGACGAUGAGAUUGCUGCGAUUACUGCGGCGGCUGCGGAACCCAGAUCUCAUCAAAACCUACGAUUGCCUGGUUUUGCCAAUGCCCCUGAGAGUGAUACCAGUACUGUUGGGAGCGAAUUCUCUUUACGGCCUAGGAAGAAGCGAAAGUUCGAUAGCGGCUCUUCAGCGUCUCGUGCGAAACAAUUGUCUCCAUAUGAAGAUGCUGAAGGAUUUGCUCCUGGUAGCUCAGAGGAAGACGAAUUGGAGGAAUUUGUUGAAGACGAUGAAGAUGAUGCACUCGUGACUUCUCGAACCACCAAAAGAAAGUCAUCUUCGAAGACAAAAAAGGCGGAAGAGCAAGUAGAUAUCGCUGGUAUCGACGACGGAAAUGAGAAAAUGUACCAAGCGAGGCUCAAGGGGUGGGUGGAAAAACGAAGUGCAGCAAGACGCCGCAAAAUGGAACAUGACAAAGCUAAUGGCGAAGAAAAUCGGACCGAAACUGUCAGUGACGAGGAGAAGGAAUGGUUUAAACCAUGCCCUGAUGCUCCAGAUCACCAUUUCGAUAAUGGUUUGAAGUUGCCAGGCGAUAUAUAUCCUGCACUUUUUGAUUACCAAAAGACUGGCGUUCAAUGGCUUGGGGAACUGUAUUCGCAAUCGGUUGGUGGUAUUAUCGGCGAUGAGAUGGGGUUGGGAAAGACCAUUCAGAUCAUCUCUUUCUUGGCUGGCUUGCAUUGCAGCAAAAAGUUGACGAAACCCAUCAUUGUUGUUGCCCCAGCUACCGUACUCCGACAGUGGGUCAAUGAAUUUCAUCGGUGGUGGCCACCUUUGCGAGUAUCGAUUCUUCAUAGCUCGGGUAGUGGUAUGCUAAACGUCAGCAACGAAGAUAGACUUGAAGAAUCUGAAGAGGAAGAGAUAUAUGGUCGCAGGAAGAAGCAAAAUUCCAAAUCUGCUAGAGCUGCAAAGAAGAUUGUGGACAGAGUUGUUCAGCAUGGUCACGUUCUAGUCACGACUUACGCUGGACUUCAAUCAUACUCGGAUGUAUUGGUUCCUGUGGAUUGGGAGUAUGCCGUUCUUGAUGAAGGCCACAAAAUACGAAAUCCAAAUACCGCCAUUACCAUCAACUGCAAAGAACUGAGGACAGGAAAUCGGGUCAUUCUGUCAGGCACACCGAUGCAAAACAAUCUAGUUGAGCUUUGGUCGUUAUUUGAUUUUGUGUUUCCCAUGCGACUUGGGACCCUAGUCAAUUUUCGGCAAGCAUUCGAAGUACCCAUCAAAUUGGGUGGCUAUGCCAAUGCUACAAAUCUUCAAGUACUUACUGCAACCAAGUGCGCAGAGACAUUGAAAGCAACCAUCAGCCCAUAUCUUUUGCAACGUCUCAAGGUUGAUGUUGCGUCGGAUUUACCCAAGAAGAGCGAGCAAGUUAUUUUCUGUAAGCUCACAAAGCCUCAACGGGAAGCGUAUGAGAUGUUCCUUUCUUCCGAGGAAAUGAACUCGAUUCUCAAUCACAAACGCCAGUCCUUGUUUGGUAUCGACAUUCUACGCAAAGUUUGCAAUCACCCUGAUCUAUUGGAUCCUCGUCUGAGAGGCAAGCCUGGCUACCGAUGGGGCAAUGCAAACAAAUCGGGGAAGAUGCAAGUUGUGAAAGGCCUUCUGGAGGUCUGGAAGGGUAUGGGCCACAAGACCUUACUAUUCAGUCAGGGUGUUUUGAUGCUCAAUAUUCUGGAGGAAUUCAUCAAGAGCUUGCCCGGGUUCCGCUAUCUACGUAUGGAUGGUAGUACCAAUAUCAAGGAUAGACAAACUCUUGUUGACCAAUUCAAUAAUGAUCCUGAUCUGCAUGUGUUUCUCCUUACGACGAAGGUUGGAGGACUUGGCGUCAAUCUCACGGGUGCAAAUCGUGUCAUUAUUUUUGAUCCAGAUUGGAAUCCCUCAACCGACGUUCAAGCUCGUGAGAGAGCAUGGCGCUUAGGGCAAAAGAAGGAGGUCACUAUCUAUCGAUUGAUGACGGCUGGUACCAUUGAAGAGAAGAUUUAUCAACGUCAAAUUUUCAAGCAAUUCUUGACAAACAAAAUUCUCAAAGAUCCAAAGCAACGUCAAACCUUUCAAAUGAAGGAUCUGUAUGACUUGUUUAGUCUUGGAAGUACGGAAGAUGGUACUACAGAAACCGGCGAGAUGUUCAAGGGUACCGAAAUCGAUUUAAACAAGACUACUGGUCAGUCUGCCAAUGGUGCUGCUUCGGAUGUGUCUGCAGGCCCUUCAAUAGACCUAUCCUCUGGUGGCCAAACCGACACCCAUGAUGCCAAUAUAGAAAUAAAAGACAGUGGAACCGACCAAAGUAUUGAGAAUAUCGAUGGUGUAGGCCGUCUCGAGACCUUCCGAGGCGACCCCUCCGAAGACAAACCCUCCUCUAAUGAAGCCCGACUUAUGGAGGGUAUCUUCGCCAAGUCAGGUGUCCACAGCGCCCUCGAACACGACCAAAUCAUCAACGGCAAACAAGUCAUCACCCCAGAUCGCGGCAUCCUCGAACGAGAAGCCAAACGCGUCGCCGCCGAAGCAGCAGCCGAACUUCGCCGCGCCGGUCAAGCAGCCAGUCGUAUCACCCCCGGAACCGUCACUUGGACAGGCGAAAUGGGAUCCGCAGGACGACCCGUCAAUAUCCGCAGUCGUGCCAACGGACCCAGUUCCCAAAGCAUCCUCUCCGGACUCGCCAACCGACAGGGUCUCUCCACGGCGGGCACUGCGAGUGGAGGGUCCUCCCGCUCUGCUACUCCUGGGGAUGGCACCGUGGCGCCAAAAGGUAAGGAUUUCAUGAAGUUGAUUCGGGAUUUCAUCCGUACGCAUGGCGGGAGUGUGCCGAGUCAGAUGCUCGUGACGCAUUUUAAUCGCAUGUGUAGGAAUGAGCGCCAGUCGGCCGAGUUCAAACACAUGCUUGGGGAGAUUGCGCGCUUGGAGAAGGGGGGGAAUUCGAGGAUGAGGGGGAAGUGGGUGUUGAAGGAUGAGUUUAAGUGA
Hymenoscyphus albidus is the source of this 3687-nucleotide messenger RNA. The record is from the annotation of a GenBank genome assembly. Lineage: Eukaryota; Fungi; Ascomycota; Leotiomycetes; Helotiales; Helotiaceae.